ACAUGGCACAAGACAUGUUUCAAGUGCACAGAAUGUGGUAUGACAUUGAAUAUGAAAACAUACAAAGGAUACAACAAAUUGCCAUAUUGCGAAGCGCACAUUCCAAAGGCCAAAGCGACAGUCAUUGCAGACACGCCCGAACUGAAGCGAAUAGCUGAGAAUACAAAAAUCCAAUCGAAUGUUAAAUAUCACGAAGACUUCGAAAAAUCCAAAGGCAAAUUUACACAGGUCGCCGAUGAUCCCGAAACAUUGCGAAUUAAGCAGAAUACAAAAAUCAUUUCGAAUAUUGCGUAUCAUGGUGAUCUAGAAAAGAAGGCCGCUAUGGAAAAGCAACGAGAAGCUGCCGAAAUAGCCGAUGUGCGAG
Molecule: messenger RNA, 364 nt
Organism: Rhagoletis pomonella (apple maggot)
Lineage: Eukaryota; Metazoa; Arthropoda; Insecta; Diptera; Tephritidae
Product: LIM and SH3 domain protein Lasp-like
Cellular component (GO): focal adhesion
Molecular function (GO): actin filament binding
Source: RefSeq, a predicted model, not a curated record